This is a messenger RNA of Fusarium proliferatum ET1, 3090 nucleotides long. RefSeq lists its product as uncharacterized. Gene Ontology annotation, cellular component: TORC2 complex; TORC1 complex. Bases 1 to 3090 code for a protein of 1029 amino acids. Gene Ontology annotation, biological process: regulation of actin cytoskeleton organization; TOR signaling. NCBI's taxonomy places the organism in Eukaryota, Fungi, Ascomycota, Sordariomycetes, Hypocreales, Nectriaceae. The record is from RefSeq and is a predicted model, not a curated record. Gene Ontology annotation, molecular function: protein binding. The transcript is spliced from 3 exons.
AUGGGUUUUGGGCUAACAACAACAAUUACAAGGUCACUCGUCAAGCAUGGCGGCAUGCCGCAUGCACCUAUACCUAUACUAAAUAGCCUCCCGGUCCCCUGCGAUGAACCACCUCCGAAACGGAGACGAGUUAGUACAGGCCUACAGCGAAAGCGAGGCGUCAAAGAGUGCCUCUUGAGCCAGGUUACGCCGCUUGUAGAGAGGGCUGUUGGACAUCUCUCGAGGGAUGUUUACCAUGUUAACGCCCUGGCUAUUAAGACGGUGACGGAGCUCAGCAUCAACAAGUUCUUUAGGAGAAGAUGGGACGAGACAGGUGGCUACUUGAGUCAGCAGGACCUAGACGUGCUUGCGAUCCAGGCGCAUGAUGUUGUUAGGGGUCUGGCGGGGGGUUCUGAGUUUCGCAUAUCCCCUCUAUCUUCAGAGACACCAGAGCCUCAGCUCUCUCCACCACCGAGGUCAACCCCGAAACCUCAGCCGCGAGGCCAAACAUCGCCGACGAUCGUGAACAUUGAAGUAACAAGGAAGUCCGAAGAACGGGACUCUCCCAUAUUCUACGACGCACUCACUUCACAACCCCGACUUCAACCAGAGCGUCCCGAAUAUGUCGAAAGGCAGCCUUAUAAACCUCGGGAGCGACAGGAACCGAAGCCAAGUAACCGCUAUUACCAGAUUUCCGAACGACCCUAUCUUUCGGCAGCGCAUCGCCAAGCUAUUGAAGAGGGAACAAAGAAGCCGGUGGCUGUCAACAAUGAACUUAUCGCACAGCCCAUUGUCUAUCAUGUGGACUUCAGCCCUGAGGAGAUCGCCGAGAUUAUAGACCAAAUAUCACAAAAUGAGAACAAGCACAUACCGGCAACCCGCGAUUCUUUGAUGGAGCAAAUCCGACUACGAAACCGCCCUCUGAUACCGAUACCUGGACGAACCAUACGAGACAUGAGCGCUUUUGCUUCAGACCUGUGGGCAGGAAAGGUCGCAGAGACACCACGAGUCCUCUCAUUCACUGCUGAGCAUGUUACGGAGGAGACAAAAAAACGACAAGGUCAAAUGAGAAGGACUAGCAGACUUUCUUCUUUACUGAUGGCUCGAGAAAUGGAAGGCAACCAGGGCUUCCAACGAACCCGGGAAUAUUUGAACUUCCAAGCCGAAUUUAAAAGAUUGCGCGAGGAUGAUCUCCAGGUCGUAGCUGAGUUCACCAAUUGCGCUGGUGAUAUCACCACAGGUGCAUGGGUCUCGAGAGAGACCUUUCUUUGUGGCACUACUACACACUCCGAUACGCAUAACCAACAGUACAACAGGCCUGGAAAUUUGCUUCUUUGUUCAACUGGAAAGGGGGCGCUGCGGUCCUUUCCCGAUCACCGAAUACCUCGUCCACGGGUCGAAAAGGGGGAGAAUUCCACGGAAGCCAUGCGCCAGAGCCAAGACCCUUGGCUGUACUCAUCGGUUGUGUCAUGCGACUACAGCGUGGAAGAUGACUUGGCAUAUACGUCGAGUUUUGAUAAGACGGUCAAAAUAUGGAGGGUUGACCCGCAAGGAGAACACAUGGAGGCCAUUGCAACAUGGCAACACACAGGUAAUGUCAACUUCGUGGCUGCUGCAAAGGAUGGAUCUGGUCGCGUGGCUACAGCUGCAGACUCACCAACCGAUGCCGUGCGUAUCUACACCAUUACAAGAGGAAAUGAGUCGAACAGUACUUACCAGACGUUCUCAUGCUCACGAACUGACGCUGAUGGCUCAGACAAGUGGGCAUACUUCCCAGCAACAAUGCAGUGGGGGCGAGCUAACGGCUGUCAGCAUUUGCUUCUUGUUGGGUACUCUCCUCGCAGCUUGACAGGCGACGAUCUGGACAUUCCCGAGGACAAGAGGAGUUCAGGAGAGAUUAUCCUCUGGGAUGCGGAACAGGGUGUUAGAAUCCCUGUGAUGACAGCUUCAACGGCUAACGUCUUCGAAGUCGCCUGGCAUCCAACACUACUCCUUUUUCUGGUAGGGGUAACACCCACGGGGAUGAACAACGUUCCCCGCAAUGUUAGGACACAAGUCCACGUCUUUCAUCGCGAUAAGGAUCGCUUGAAUGGCAUUGGCUUUUGUCAGCAUCAGGCUCUCGACUGCUAUGCGUCUGACAUCAACGAACUGACGAUUGUGCCCAACUCGCCCGGACACGCCUACGUGACUGCGGCUUGUACAGACGGAAAGGUGUACGUAUGGGACACAGCACAGGGAGACAAGCCCAUCCAUACGCUACGACAUGGGAAACCUAUCGAAGAGUAUUACGGCGAUCGCGAGAAAGAGGACACUGGCGUCAAGUUCACAGCGUGGAAUACGAGUCUUGAUCGAUUCUACACUGGAUCGAGUGACGGUGCGGUGAAGGUCUGGAAUGUCCGUAAGCUGAAGAACCCUUUUGUCCGCGAUAUUCUUACAGCGCCUGGACCGAUUGCGUGGGGCGGUUUCUCCCCGGACAACUCCAAGCUCGCCAUCGGCGAUGCCACAGGCCGUUGCUUCAUCUUAUCAACUGAUGAGCGGGAUAUCCCAGAGUCGCAUAUGAUGACACUUCCGGGCACCACUCGGCGCCGACGCCGGCCUAUACCCAUAAUUCCACACCCGGAACCAGCUCCACCCACCCCGGCGAGGGAGGACGAUGAGAUGCUCACCGAUGAUGAGCUUUCAGACGCAGAUAUCGCUGAUUAUUCGAGACGAGCGUAUUUAGACAGCCAAUGUCUAAAGCUUACAUCAAAUCCAGUUAUAGGGGUUGUACAAGGCCCCCGCUACCAAUCCACCAACCUCUACCGCCGAGAAGCUCACUAUGAUGAAGACCCCUCAGCGCCUCUCCUGGCUCAUUUCGAGCGGCGACAAAAGGAUAGCGAGGCCGCUAGUCUUGGCAGAAGACGCCGUUCGGUGCGACGGCUUAGGACCCCUUCACUACCCGAUGAGCGUCUUCGUAGCAUCCAUGCUCAGAAUGCGAGCAAGGACUUGGAUGUGAAUCAUUUAAAAGACAGUGAAGUGAAAGAACUUGUCAAAUCCGCUACGUUACUAAGUAUUGAGGAGGAUUGGGGCUUUACAUAUGAAGAAACCAUGAGCUUCGACGGGGAAGCUUAA